This is a messenger RNA of Larimichthys crocea (large yellow croaker), 5697 nucleotides long. It is a transcript of the gene n4bp2, whose product is annotated as NEDD4 binding protein 2. Gene Ontology annotation, molecular function: endonuclease activity; ubiquitin binding. The coding region runs from base 265 to 5517 and encodes 1750 amino acids. Lineage: Eukaryota; Metazoa; Chordata; Actinopteri; Sciaenidae. The record is from RefSeq and is a predicted model, not a curated record. The transcript is spliced from 16 exons. Gene Ontology annotation, cellular component: nucleus.
GAAGUUGACUGCCGAACUGAGUUCCGGUGGUUAAGCUCGGCUCGGCUCGGCUCGGCUCGGCUCAGUAAGUUUGUAUUUCGUGCUGUAUUCCGCCGCUUGGAGUGCUGUUAGAUAUCGUAGCCUUGAGUUGUGGCACUUUGGUUUACUCUACCCGACUCCAGUGGCAUGUCUUCGGCUGCGGACCACCUUCUUGUAGCCUCGGAGCUACUCGGUUAGCUCCGUGUGGCCGCCGAUGAGAGCAGCCGCUCGGGCUACAGCCACGGAAUGCCCCGGAGAAAGAAGAACGGCCAGAGCCCGGCCAGGGUGCCCGGCGGCGGGCCACCAGAGGGGGGAAGCCUCGGUCACAGCGCGGGUUACCGACUACUACCUCAGGGAUUUGACGGCGCAAUGGCGAGCAGCUCCGUCAAAGAGGAAAUCGUGACAAGCAUGCAGGAGAUGUUCUCACACCUGGACCCUGAAGUUAUUUACAUCGUGCUGUCCGAGUGUGACUUUAAAGUUGAAAAUGCGAUGGACUCUCUCUUGGAGCUGUCCAGAGCUGCUGAAGUUGAAGCCCCCACACUUCCUCCUCCUCCUGUCUCUGGCUUUGAGCGCACAGCCGCUGCCCUGCUCAGCCCACGCCACUUUUCUGAACCUAGACCCGACACAGACUCCUCCAGAACACAGCAGCAGGAGCUGCUGCCCUCCUCUCCUCCCUCUGCCAACCUCCUGACAGAAGAGCUCGACCUGCUAGUCGAUCAGGAGCUACAGACACUAACUACGCAGCGAGAUGUUAAGGAGGCACGCCACACCAGCCAGUAUUUAUCCUCUUUUCCUCCUCCACCACCGUUCCCACAGCAGGUCCUCCCUGAGCUGCUUCAGACCAGCAUGCAGCCUGGAUCUAGAGGGCCCUCUGGUGCCCUGGAGGAGCAUAUUUCUGGGACUUCCUCUCCUCUUGACGAGCUCAGCACUUGGGAAGACGACACCGCUGGGCAGGAGCAGCAGCAGCAGCAGCAGCAGCAGUCGAUGGUGGAUCUUAAACAUCUGAUGGCAGAAACGCCUGCAGACAAGCCGAAACCUCCUUUGGACCUGGCAGCUUCAGGGCGUCCCUCGGCUUUUCAGGUGUAUAAAAAGCAAGAGCCGUCACACACUCUUUCAGACACGCUGCCUUCUAAAGGGAUAGUCGGAGGAGCGAGAUCUAAGAUGGUGAAUCAGGAGCAGCUUGGCUACACGCCACCACCCUGGAACCUGCAGGCACCGGUCUUUUCCCCCCGUAUCCAUGGAAACCAGGGGCCAACAUUCAUAACCCCCGUGGCUCCAAACUGGUCCAGCCAACCCUGGCUGAGUCAGGGCCCUGUAGGCCAGGCCCCUCUCAAACCUUCUGCUAUUAUUCCCAAGUCCUGGGCCAUGCCUGCUCCUCGGCCUCCUGCCCAGUCCAGCAGGCUUCGUCUGGAAGGGAAGGUCCUCGUGCUGCUGCGUGGUGCUCCUGGAUCUGGCAAGUCAACCUUGGCAAGAGCCUUUGUCGAGCAUAAUCCAGGUGGAGUUAAACUGAGCACCGAUGACUAUUUCACUCGUCAUGGGGAAUAUUGGUUUGACCCCUCAGCUCUGGGGGAGGCCCACGAGUGGAACCAUCAACGAGCCAAAGAGGCUUUUGAAAGAGGCGCUAACCCAAUCAUCAUCGACAACACCAACUUGCAGGGCUGGGAGAUGAGACCCUAUGUGGUUCAGGCGCUGAAACAUGGAUACAAGAUUCUGUUCCGAGAGCCGGACACUUGGUGGAAGAACAAACCCAGAGAACUGGAGAGACGCACCAAACAUAAAGUGCCGGUGGACAAAAUCCGACGCAUGCUCGACGGAUACGAGCGCUACGUCACUAUCCAGUCCAUCAUGGGUUCACAGCGCCCUCCUCUGGAGAACAGAGGCUCACAGCUGGUGUCUUCUGGAGCUCCUUGUCCUGACCUUGUCGGUCCGCCUGGAUUGACAGAUGGAUGUAAGAAGUCUCAGCUGUUUUCCUCCCUCCCUGAUGUGUCAUCUAUUGGUCGUUCUAGUGAGGUGGGACAGUCGGAGGACGGCGCCCACAAAUCUACAGAGUCUCUCAAUUUCCAACCGACUCAAAGACUCACGGAAAACCCUGAAGUGUCCAACAGGGACGAUGACAUUGAUUUGGGGGAUCUGGAUUCAGAGUUGGACGCUCAGUUAGAGCUGAAUCAUCCAAUAGGAGAUCAGAGAAUACCCGACUGUAUCGUAGAAUCAGUGAUGAAUGAAGAUCACCGCGGGGAGGAAGUGCCCGUGGCUUUCUCCGAGUCUAUCGGACAGAGAGUGAGGAGAGAGAGGCCGAGCAGGAGGUCUGCUUUUGACAGGCUGCAGCCUGCAGAUCUGGUGAAAGAUACUAACCCAUCAGAGAGUGAGGCGAAGGAGAAAGAAAAGACAAAGGAAGAGGAUGAGGGUGGAGAGAAGGGGAUGUUGGAUUUUGUAGGAGAUUGGCCGUCUGAAGGGUCCCUCGGGCAGCGUCAGGUGAGGAGAAGAGAGCGCCACAAAGAAGGAAACAGCAAGGAAGCUGAAGGCGUGUCUCAAGAAGACAAACACACAAAAGAGUUUCAGAAGCUUCUCGAUCUGAUUCAGACAGGCGUGCCUCCCGAUUGUACCGGCUCUUCCUGCUCGUCCUCCUUUUCCCUAAUCUCUGAAGAGGAAGUGGAGAAAGAAGAGGAGGCGGGUGGCAGGUUUGAGGAAUCUAGUGAGAAGAGGGAAGAAAGCAUGAGCAGGGUUAACAGCGCCAGAGGUGAAUUACCUGACUGUGUGUUAGACUGGAAGGCAGCUGAAUCUUGCAAGAUCAGGGAAUUGAGAAUUGAUGACUGGGAGGGACUUAAAACUGAAAAUAAAGCGAGUGCUACCACAGGAGAUGAUACGCUGGAGACCGUGGAGCUGAAAUCAACCGACCCAACAGAUCCCCACACAACUGUAGAGGCAAACGUAUGCCAUGAUGGAGCGGGAAGCCUUGACGUUGAAGUUGAGGUUGGUACAGAGCCUUGUUCUGGUCCUGCUGACGUGGACGUGAAUGACUGCACGGAGAAUGAGUCGAAAGCUGAGGCUGAGAUCAGUGAAGCGUGUCAGAGUCCUGUGUGCGAGGGCUCUGUGGAGGCAGAGAGCGGUGCUUUCAGUGGAGGCAGUCAGGAGAGGAAGCAGCGUCAGGGUCGCAGAUCGGGGAAACAGUGCAAACUUGCCCUCACGUUUACGCAAAACCGCCCCGCUUCUCCACCAAAUACUUUCGAAAGUCCCAACACCGCUGCCGAACCCCUCAACAGCACUCAGAAUACCAUUAGCGCAGACGUUGAACCUAACUUAAAUACUAAAACCAGCCUUAGCCUUGAACCAAAUCUUGACCUGUUAACAGAGACACACCUGCAGCCUCCUUCCCCCUGUCCUCUGGCAGAUGAAGGCUUCUCCACCCAGACAGAACCUCAAGACUUCGCCCUUCUUUGGCGUCUGAAUCGUCAAGACGGCGCCGAUAACGCAGCUGUCACAGGUGACGUUAAAGUCCUGUCCGGCGACUCCUCUCGCUUCGUACCGGAGCUGUCCUCUGUCGUGUCUGCAGCUGUUGCGGUUAAUGCGUCUGGACACAGAGAGGUGCCCUACCGGGUGGUGCACGAGAAGGGCACACAGGUGGAGGAGAAAGAGUUCGGGGUAACUCAAGACCGACUCGAGAGCCUGCGCAUCCUCAGCCGCCAUUUUAAACUGGUUAGUUUCGAUACGUUGGAAGAUCUGUAUGACAAAUGCUAUCAGGACCUAGAAUGGACCACCAACCUCUUGCUGGACUCUGGAGAGAGGUUCUUCAGAGACGAGGAUGGUGUUGAAGAGGAUCUUGCCAUCACACCCGUUUUGUGUGGAGCUUUAGGCAAAGCUGAAGACACAACGGCAAGUCCUGAUGUGUCAGACGGGCAUCACUCUGAAGAUCGGCCAACAGGGAUCGAGGAGGGGACUCAGCAGUCAACCUCUGGGACCGUGAACGGGUCAGAUCAGAACUCAAAUAAGGCUGAUGCGAGAAGUUUCGGAGAUGCGGCUCAUUCUGACACAGCCGCACAAACAGACCUCAGUCUUCCUCAAGCAGACCGAGGUGGUGACGCCGAACACAAAGUGGCAUCCGAAGCUGACCUAAUAGGCGGCGCUUGGGGUGGCAGCUCUGACGACGGAGUGAUAAUCGAAGAGUCGAGAGUCGAGAGCGAGGAGGAGAUGGCUAGCAUGGACACGGCCAACCAGCUGCUGCUGGCUGAGCUGGACAAGAUGGAGAGGGAGGAGAGAGCUGAAAGGAGACUCGUGGAGGAGAGAAGGAGCCGACACCUGGACAUCCAGAGUGUGGAGCUGAAACUACCCACUGAGGUGGCACUACAGCUGACUGAGCUGUUUGGACCUGUCGGAGUAGACCCAGGUUCAUGCUCCACUGAUGACUACGCAGUGCAGAUGGACCUGAACCUGGCUAAACUGCUCCAUCAGAAAUGGAAGGAAACCAUCCAGGAAAGGCAGAGACAAGCAACUCUUUCUUUUCAUUUGCUUCAGGAAAGCUCAGUACACUGGGGUGACUCACAGUCUAACAAAUCUGGUCCACGGACACAGCCGGCACAUUUCCUGAUCAGCGCUGACGGUUACUCGUCAAUGGACAGCCAAUCAGAGGCCAGCAGUCAGCUGCCAUUCAUGGACCACUGGAACGUGUCCCGGCCUCACAUCUCUCUCAGAGACAUCAUAAAGGAGGAGCAGGCUUUGCAGGAGAACGUGGAGAAGACCAGACAAAAUCGUGCAGAGCUGGACCGACGUGACGGAGCCACCCUGUUGAAAGAGAACCAACUGUACGCCCUCUUCCCCAACAUUGACAGACAUUUCCUCCAGGACAUCUUCAGAGACAACAAUUACAGCCUGACACAGACAGAGUUGUUUCUUCGCUCUAUACUGGACGAGGAGCCCGUCAAGACGGUGGUCGCUCCGGAGGCGCCUCGGCUCGACCACCAGAGAGCAGCCAGCAAGGAGAGAGAAAAGAGGCAGAAGCCCCCUGAGGCGAUCGUACCCAACUAUCAGGACACGGAGGACCCAGAGUACGAGGACUUCAGGGCCGAGGCCAGCCUGCACAGGAGCCGACAGCUCGAGAGCUUCUCCAAGGCUGCCGAGGCCUACAAGCAAGGACGCAAAGAUGUGGCUUCGUUUUAUGCACAACAGGGACAACUGCACGGAAAGCGGAUGCAUGAGGCCAAUCGGCGCGCAGCGGUUCAGAUUUUUGAGAGGCGCAACUCAUCGCUGCUGCCCAGUAACAUCCUGGAUCUUCACGGGCUGCAUGUUGAUGAAGCGCUGGAGCAUCUUGCGCAGGUCUUAGAGGACAAAACCACAGACUGUGAGCAGGGUCUAUGUCGACCUCAACUCUCUGUCAUCACAGGAAGAGGGAACCACAGCCUGGGGGGCGUGGCCCGCAUCCGCCCCGCCGUUAUAGACUACCUCACCAGCAAACACUACAGGUUCACUGAGCCAAAGCCAGGUCUCGUGUUAGUCUCUUUGAAGUGACAUGAACUUUGGUUUAUUGGAUUCAAGCUGCUCCGGAGGACAACACACACAACACUCUCUUUUUAGACUCCUGCAACGCCACACACACACACACACACACACACACACACACCGUUAAUACAGUGUGAAUUCAGUAUGAUGCACUCCUCUUUUCUUACAUCUGUCAGUUAUUUUUGGUAC